UUUCCGGGCGUGUGUUUCCGGCGUCGGCGGCCGCGGCCGGGGACGGUGUGAGAGCGGUAAGAUGGCGGCGGCAGCGGUGGUGGAGUUCCAGAGAGCCCAGUCUCUGCUCAGCACUGACCGGGAGGCCUCCAUCGACAUCCUCCACUCCAUCGUGAAGCGUGACAUUCAAGAAAAUGAUGAGGAGGCAGUUCAGGUCAAAGAGCAGAGCAUCCUUGAACUGGGGUCUCUCCUGGCGAAGACUGGACAGGCUGCAGAGCUUGGAGGACUCCUGAAGUAUGUACGACCCUUCUUGAAUUCCAUCAGUAAGGCUAAAGCUGCCCGUCUGGUCCGAUCCCUUCUUGAUCUGUUUCUUGAUAUGGAAGCAGCUACAGGGCAGGAGGUGGAGCUGUGUUUAGAAUGCAUCGAAUGGGCCAAAUCAGAGAAAAGAACUUUCUUACGCCAAGCUUUGGAGGCAAGACUGGUGUCUUUGUACUUUGAUACCAAGAGGUACCAGGAAGCGUUGCAUUUGGGUUCUCAGCUACUUCGAGAGUUGAAAAAGAUGGAUGACAAAGCUCUUUUGGUGGAAGUACAGCUCUUAGAAAGCAAAACAUACCAUGCCCUGAGCAAUCUGCCGAAAGCCCGAGCUGCCUUAACCUCUGCUCGAACCACAGCGAAUGCUAUCUACUGCCCCCCGAAACUGCAGGCAACCCUGGACAUGCAGUCAGGUAUCAUCCAUGCAGCAGAGGAAAAGGAUUGGAAAACUGCAUACUCAUACUUCUAUGAGGCUUUUGAGGGUUAUGACUCCAUCGAUAGUCCCAAGGCCAUCACAUCUCUGAAGUACAUGUUGCUGUGCAAAAUCAUGCUCAAUACCCCAGAAGAUGUCCAGGCUUUGGUGAGCGGGAAGCUUGCACUUCGGUAUGCAGGGAGACAGACAGAAGCAUUAAAAUGUGUGGCUCAGGCUAGCAAGAACAGAUCGCUGGCGGAUUUUGAGAAGGCCUUGACAGAUUACAGGACAGAGCUCCGGGAUGACCCCAUCAUCAGCACACACUUGGCCAAGUUGUAUGAUAACUUACUGGAACAGAACCUGAUCCGAGUCAUUGAGCCUUUUUCCCGAGUACAGAUUGAACACAUAUCUAGCCUCAUCAAACUUUGCAAGGCUGAUGUGGAAAGGAAAUUAUCACAGAUGAUUCUUGACAAGAAGUUUCAUGGGAUUUUGGACCAGGGUGAGGGUGUCCUGAUUAUUUUUGAUGAACCCCCAGUAGAUAAAACUUAUGAAGCUGCUCUGGAAACAAUUCAGAACAUGAGUAAAGUAGUGGAUUCCCUCUAUAACAAAGCCAAGAAGCUGACAUAGAGUUGGAUCUGUAGCGGUCCUUUGGAGAGUGUGUGUGGCGGGAGAGUGAAACCUUGGGGGAAAGUGCUAGGAGAUUCUUUUUUCUUUUUGUUCUACUUUUCGCUCGGAAAGUUUUUAAAUCCUCAUUUGGUGCAUCUGUAUUCCAGCCAAUCGGUGUGCCAGUUUUCAUGUAAUCUUUACUGGCCCAACUUGGGAGUGGGGAAAUUGCUUAAAAAAAAAAAAAGAAAAAGAAAAAAAAAGAGUUCUAAAUAAAAGGAAAAAAGGCUUACACUACCUAAAGCUGUGCUCUCUGCCUCCUGGGAGAGGGCCGCAAAGCCAGGCACCAACCACUGGGGGGUCCUAAUCCACCCGCUGGGCGCCACCUCUCCUCUUCAGAAUUGGGUGUUCGCUGGCCAUCAAAAGCAAUGACUUUUUAUUCUGUUUGUACUGAACCAAAACAAACAACUGUGUAUAGACUGCUGUUUUCUUUUUUAUUUGAAAUGAGGCGUUUCAGUGUUCUUUCCCCUGCCAUUUGGCCUGUCCGCCUGUUCCUACCCCUCCUGACGUUGGCUCCCGAAGAAGAGCUGAAGGUCCACAGCCACGCUGCUGUCAUGGCGGCGGCGGCGGCAAUAGCAGCAGCAGCAGCAGCAGCAGCAGCAGCAGCAGCACCUGCACGGCUCCGCUCUGACCUGAGAAGGAAUGGGGACAAGACCGGGAGCUGGCGCCCACUACGGCCACAAAGGGAGCAGUGUGGGUCCUCCGCCCCGGGGGCCUGCCGUGCAUGUGGCUUUUCUUUUUUUUAACACAGUAACUAGAUUAGAUGUCAGUGUUUUAACUGCCUCUCUCUCCUCUGCUCUUCUCUGUUCUCUCUCUCCCUUCCCUGUCCCUUCUCUCAGCUGGGAGACCGUCUCCUCCUGCCCCCUCCUCCCUUUCAGAGGAGUUGGACUGUCUGAAUUCCAUCAGCUUCUCCCUCUCCACUCCUCCUGCUGUCGGAUGGGUUUAUUCCUUUUUUAAACAGUGAACAUCGGAAAUGAGACUGUGGGGUGUGGUUUCUGUUUUCUGUUUUUGUUUUUUUUCCUUGUUGGGUUUUUGAGCAACCUCAUGUCCCCUUCCCAGGGAGCUUCUGUAUUUACCUCUUAGAACUCAAACGGAUGGGAGGGAGGUGGAGCACUGUAUCUCAGCAUGCUUUGUUUUCUGACGCGAUUACGUAGCGAGGCUUUAAUGCCAUUGGGGCAGAUGAGCUUCUGCACUUCCUCUGUGUUCAACUGUAUUUUCUUCUGCCAUCUCCUCUUUGUCUUUCUUCUUUUCCUCUCCCCCUCCUCAUGCCUCUUUCCUGCUGGCUUCUUUUUCUUUGCCUUUCUCAGAUUAUCCUUCCAGGUUUUCGUAAUAAAUUUAUAUUUUGUAAAAGGAUUUUGUUGUACCAGGUUUUGCAUCUUCACUGAAUCUGACUGGCCUUCAUUCUCCUCUCCAAAAUCAGGUUUCUGUUCUCAACAUCUUUCCCCAUCAUGUCCAGUCACUGUUUUGGUUUUGGCACCAUCAAUAUCAAAUGUACAAACGGUUCUUGCUAACCAACACCAGGUAUAUCUGAUGUUCAGAUGAGUUCCAAUAAAAAUAAUUUUUUUUUCAAAA
Chinchilla lanigera (long-tailed chinchilla) is the source of this 2938-nucleotide messenger RNA. It is a transcript of the gene Psmd11, whose product is annotated as proteasome 26S subunit, non-ATPase 11. The record is from RefSeq and is a predicted model, not a curated record. Gene Ontology annotation, biological process: ubiquitin-dependent protein catabolic process. Gene Ontology annotation, cellular component: proteasome regulatory particle, lid subcomplex. Gene Ontology annotation, molecular function: structural molecule activity; protein binding. The coding region runs from base 62 to 1330 and encodes 422 amino acids. The transcript has 14 exons. Lineage: Eukaryota; Metazoa; Chordata; Mammalia; Rodentia; Chinchillidae.